This is a messenger RNA of Styela clava, 937 nucleotides long. Its product is annotated as protein stum homolog. The record is from RefSeq and is a predicted model, not a curated record. NCBI's taxonomy places the organism in Eukaryota, Metazoa, Chordata, Ascidiacea, Stolidobranchia, Styelidae.
AAUAGCUACAUACCAGCCGCUGUGUGCAAGAAAAACUCCUAAAAGGCAUGUCCGAACAAGCAGAAAAUGCCGGCAGCCAAGCGGGUAAGCAAAAAGAUGGAAGAAUAAAAGACGAUGAUAUGAAGGAAGUUAACCUGCAAGUGAACGAAGAACAAACUGGUAAAUCGAACGAAGGGAAAUAUGAAAUUAAAGUAACAGAAAAGAAAGGUUUGCUGCGGUCUGCCAUACCCAGAGUCCAAGUGCCGAUAGCUUGGCUCGUUCUGUUCUUCAACGUAUUCUUGCCUGGCACAGGUACCCUUAUCUUGUCUCUCUUCUCACUGUGUGGAGUUCCUACUGAUCUUAAGAAACAAAACUUCUGUCUUGCCUUUCUCAUCAACCUUCUCACCGCUUUUCUACAGAUGAUAACUGCUGUAAUUAUUAUUGGAUGGAUAUGGAGUGUAUACUGGGGAAUGUUUGCAGUAACUGAAGCAAAUGAAAGAAGCGAAAAUUUGAAAAAGCAAAAAAAGAUGGAAAAGGCUCAAGCUGCAUCAGAAGAAGCAAAUCUUAAAGAUAAUGCAGUCGAUGACAAUGUAGUUUAAUUGUCAACACCAAUCCAAUGACACAAGAACAUUUUAGCCUGUCCGUCCAGUACACCCGAAUUGCACGCAUGUCAAACAUGCAGAACUGCCUUACUACAGUCCGUUCUUGAAUCUGAGAACAUAGCAGCGAUUAGUGCUUCCAAAUACUUAACCUCAGCAUGAAUAUCCUGCCCUGCAUAACAUGUAUCUCUAUGCUCGGAAGAAGAUGGAAUCUUCUGGAAAAGUUCUGCAGCAAAAUUUACUGUGUGAUAUAUAUUAGCGCUGGGGUUCUCAAGCUUUUAGUGUUCUGGAGCCCGUGAGGACAAUCAUUUACGAAGCCUCACGAUAAAUUUAUAAAAAUAAAAAUUUGCCACAUUUCG